CCGAGGAGCAGGCGACUGCCGGACCUUCCUCUCCCGGCCGGCGGUAGGUGCCCUGGCCCAGCCGCUCCCGAGGUUGCGGACCCUUGGCCGUGGGAACCUGGCAUCUCCACUUCCGGCUUUCGCCGCGGGGCGCUAGUCCGAGCCCAGGAAGGAGCCUUCACUACCUCUGCCUGGUUUUGUUCGUGUUCCAAGGAGGGUGUGAAAGGGAGCCAUGGAUCCUGCAGCAUUGGUGGAAGCCGUUGUGGAAGAACUGGCCUGUCCCAUCUGCAUGACCUACCUGAGGGAGCCUGUGAGCAUUGACUGUGGCCAUAGCUUCUGCCACAGCUGUCUUUCCGGACUCUGGGAGGUCCCAAGGGAAUCCCAGAACUGGGGUUACACAUGUCCCCUCUGCCGGACUCCUGUCCAGCCAGGGAACCUGAGGCCUAAUUGGCAGCUGGCCAAUGUGGUAGAAAAAAUUCGUUUACUAGACCUGCACCCAGGAAUGAUGCUUAAGGGUAAUGUGUGUGAGCUCCACAGAGAACAGCUAAAGAUGUUCUGCAAAGAGGAUGGCCUGAUGACAUGUGAGGCUUGCAGCCGGUCCCCUGAACAUGAGGCCCACAGUGUCAUGCCCAUGGAGGAUGUCGCCUGGGAAUAUAAGUGGAAACUCCAUGAGGCUCUGGAACAUCUGAGGAAAGAGCAAGAAGAGGCCUGGAAGCUGGAAGUUGGUGAGAGGAAACGAACGGCCACCUGGAAGAUACAGGUGGAAACCCGGAAGAAGAGUAUCAUGUGGGAGUUUGAGAAGUAUCAGCAAUUACUAAAGAACCAGCCACCAGAUCGGCAGCUGGAGGUGGAGGCAGCCACUGCUCUCACCAGCCUGGAGCAGGAGGAGAGGGAGACCAGACAGAAACUGGAGAUGAAUCACGAUGUGCUUAUCCAGCAGAGCCUGGUCCUGUGCAGGCUGAUUGCAGAGCUGGAGGAGAGGUCUCAGAGGCCCAUCCGCUGGAUGCUGCAGGGUAUUCAGGAGGCCUUAAACAGGAGCAAGUGUUGGAGCCUUCAGCGGCCAGAACCAGUCUCCCUGGAGCUGAAGACCGAUUGCCGUGUGCCGGGCCUACGAGAGAUCCUGAAGACGUAUGCAGCUGAUGUGCGCCUUGAUCCAGACACUGCUUAUUCCCGCCUCAUCGUGUCAGAGGACAGAAAGUGCGUGCGCUAUGGAGACACCAACCAGAAACUGCCUGACAAUCCAGAGAGAUUCUACCGCUAUAAUAUCGUCCUGGGCAGCCAGUGCAUCUCCUCAGGCCGGCACUACUGGGAGGUGGAGGUGGGAAACAGGUCUGAAUGGGGCCUGGGGGUGUGUAAGGAAGAUGUUGACCGGAAGGAGGUGGUCUAUUUAGCCCCCCACUAUGGAUUCUGGGUAAUAAGGCUGAGGAAGGGCAAUGAGUACCGGGCAGGUACUGAUGAAUACCCCCUCCUGUCCUUGCCAGUCCCUCCUCAACGGGUGGGCAUCUUCCUGGAUUAUGAAGCCCAGGAUAUCUCUUUCUACAAUGUGACUGACAAUGGCUCCCACAUUUUCACUUUCCCCCACUAUCCCUUUCCUGGGCGCCUCCUGCCCUAUUUUAGUCCUUGCUACAGCAUUGGUGCCAACAACACCGCUCCUUUGGCCAUCUGCUCCCUGGAGGAGGAGGACUAGGAGACCCACCAUCCCAUCCAGAGGCCUCGUAAUGUCAUCUGGGCCACAGGGCCCUUGCAGAGCCCUGCCCCUGACAAGGGUCCCCUUCCACUGAGUUGAGCCUGGAAUCGUAAUUCCUCUGCUGCUCCUGGGCCAGAGCCUCUCACUAAACCGCUCGUGAAGGAGGUGAGGCUAAACCAAAGGAGCAUUGUCCCCUGUGAAGGACGCCUGACAGGGCUGAUGGUGUAGAUCAGAGUGGCUCUAACAAGGAGGCCUGGUCCUUUCUGUAGUUCGGCCCUCUUUUUCAGUCCCUGUUGGUGUCAUAAUUAAGUCACCGAGAAUGAUAAAGUAGAUCUGACCUCUGGAAAUCUGUUGGAUAGGGUUUACCAACAAGCCAGAAGGACACUCUCCUAUCUGGAGCUAGGGGCUGUGCUGAAGCCAACUGGAGGAGGCCUCUCCUGAGGUUUCCUGUGAAUGAGCAAAUGCUUGACCCCAGCUCUCUGAUCUCCAGACUAGAGCAUGCCUUGCAGGUUGGCCAGAUCACUCUAAGGGUCAUCUUCAUCUCAGCACAAGCUGGCACACCACUGUCUCAGACCCUAAGGAGACCUGUGCCCUGGUCCUGACCUCUGAGUGGCAGGAUCGGAAAACCUGUCUUCUUUCUAUCUUCACUUUGUGGAUAAGAAAACUGAAAUGGCCUUAACAGAGCAAAGUAUUUCUCACAAUGCUGUUGAAGUAUUUCUCACAUUCAA
Molossus molossus (Pallas's mastiff bat) is the source of this 2394-nucleotide messenger RNA. It is a transcript of the gene TRIM68, whose product is annotated as tripartite motif containing 68. Lineage: Eukaryota; Metazoa; Chordata; Mammalia; Chiroptera; Molossidae. Gene Ontology annotation, molecular function: zinc ion binding; protein binding. The record is from RefSeq and is a predicted model, not a curated record. The transcript is spliced from 7 exons. The coding region runs from base 212 to 1666 and encodes 484 amino acids.